AUGUCUACGAUCCUCUGCAAGGCAUAUGCAAGAAAGUUUCCGAAUGAAAGAACCUGGUGUUUGAAGCCCGUUUCGACUGGUCCAUUGGACGAGGCCGAUGUCAGACAUGUCACGAGAUUCUCGCCUGAGUCUAAAAUGACCUAUCUGUUCCAGAUUGAUGAAGCAGUCAGUCCUCAUAUCGCUCCUAGGUCGAGUAGAUUGAGCUUCCUCGGGCUUGAAAUUCUGGGACUGUUGAGCUUAUUUAUAAAUAGCCACCACCUGACUCGGAAGUCCAAGAACUACCUAGUCCUCGGCCAACUAGUGUGGGAGCAGGGCAUGACUUUCGGAGCUUUGAUCAUGGAAGUAGCAACGCCGCUCCAAAAGUUCAAGGUUCAUAUGACUUAUCAAGAGUAG
This is a messenger RNA of Cadophora gregata, 393 nucleotides long. RefSeq lists its product as uncharacterized. The transcript has a single exon. NCBI's taxonomy places the organism in Eukaryota, Fungi, Ascomycota, Leotiomycetes, Helotiales, Ploettnerulaceae. The record is from RefSeq and is a predicted model, not a curated record. Bases 1 to 393 code for a protein of 130 amino acids.